Messenger RNA from Bipolaris oryzae ATCC 44560, 750 nucleotides. RefSeq lists its product as uncharacterized. The record is from RefSeq and is a predicted model, not a curated record. Lineage: Eukaryota; Fungi; Ascomycota; Dothideomycetes; Pleosporales; Pleosporaceae. The transcript has 4 exons. The coding region runs from base 1 to 750 and encodes 249 amino acids.
AUGACGCGAAGGACAGUCUACGCCGCCGGCCUCGUCCUCACCUUGGCCUGCACCAUCAUGACCAUUGCCAGUAUCUCGAUGCCGCGCUGGGUCAGUUACAGCCCCAACGGCGAGCGCGAAUACUCCUAUGGCCUCCACACUCGCUGCUCUGCCAUCACAGGCACCUGUGUUUCCUUUCCCAAGUCGAGCGACUGCACAAAAGAUCCCUCCUUUUGCAACAUGUGGCGCACGGUUGGCUUCCUGACCUCCUUCGGUGUUGUCGUUGAGCUUUGCGCCAUCGUCGCUUUUGUCGUCAUCAUUUCUGGUGGUGUCCAGCGCAGGGCCGCUGGCUGGCAAGUUGCUGUCGGUGUCUUGUCCUUUAGCGCCCUCGUCCAGUGCGCUGGCAUGGCUAUAGUGGCUUUCCUCUUUGACCAUGACGAUCGAUUCUGGAACGGCUGGCAUCUCGAUCUCUCCUGGUCUCUGUGCACUGCCAGCUGGACCAUUCUCAUCCUGACAUCCAUUGGCAUUGCCGCUUCCGCCUUUUACCUGCCUGCCGAGGGCGACUACGAACUUAUUCCCGAAGACUACUACGGUCCUCCAGACGAUCGGCUUCUUUCGCGCAUUUCGGCUUGGGACAACGGUUUCAAGGGCCCAGACUCCGGAAUGCAGUAUAGCUAUCAGCGGGAUCAGGAUAGCAUGAGUGACGUUGUCAGCAUCGCCGCCAGUAGCAUUGCUGCGAGCCAUAGACGGGAAAGUGAUGUUAGGAAAUAA